CGUAACCACAACCGGGCGCGAUUGGUAAGUCUUGCGCCAUAGAGCAUUGCGGCUUGCACAGGCAAAGAUUUUAAGCUCCGACAUUUCAGCUCAGGGUUGGUUGCAAUUUCCUCAUAUUCUCAGAAUGUGGACGCGCUUCUUCCGCAAGUCACUGGUGCUGCACCGUUUAUACGAGUUUGGCCUGGCUAUGCAGGCGCCAUGGGAGGUUGUUUCGGGAGGGUGUGCUUUGGAUGCAGAUGGUUGCAUGCACAGUCCUGGCUAUCCUGCUCCAUAUCUGAAUUAUCAAGAUUGUACGAUCAAUGUUUCCAUGAACAACACACAAAGCAUCUAUGUCAAGAGCUUCUGGACCGAAGAGCAAUUUGACUUCCUAGUCGUCAACGGCGUGCGCUACAGUGGGCUUAGCCCUCCCCAAGGAGUUGUGCCACGGGGUUCAAUGGUUUGGCACUCAGAUCACUCAUAUGUCAGCCACGGUUGGCACCUUUGCCUUGGCUCCGGACCUCCUCUGACGGGGUGGUGGUUUAGCAACGGGUGCGCCAUGGACGGUGACUGUAUUGCAAAUCCUUGGUAUCCAUUUGGGGAUCCUGGCCUCAGCGAAUGUUCUGUAGUCGUAGCUCCAAACAAUACAAAGGCCAUUGCGGUGGACCACUUCGAUGUUUCCAUUGGAAGCAGACACACCUUCCUGAAUGUGAAUGGUUUCAAUUAUCCUGACUUCAUUCAGGUCCUGGAUCGCAAAGUGCCCCAGGGAACAAUCUUUUGGUCCAGUGAGAUUGUGCCACCGGACGAGGCUCAAGUCUGGAAGAUUUGCCUGGUGGACGUCGCCGAGCCGGUGCCGUGGGAAGUGCAGUUUGGGGACUGUGCGGUUACAGACAACUGCUUGCAAAGCCCUGGAUAUCCAGGGCCUUACCCGGCGGGCAGUGUGUGCAAGGUGCUGGUCCAAAAUAUCGCGAAACAGAUUGCAGUGUCGGCCUUUUCAACCGAAGAAGGGUGGGAUGUAUUGACAGUGAAUGGCCACCAAUACAGCGGCACCGACGGACCGGAAGGUGUAGUUCCGCAAGGCCAGGUUAUAUGGGAAGCUGACGAAUCUGCCAACGACCUUGGAUGGAAGCUGUGCCUAGUUGAGGUUAUCGACAGUCCCUGGAAUGUGUCAGAAGGCUUGUGCAUUAUGGAUGCGGAUGGCUGUAUCCAAAGUCCAGGCUAUCCAGAAGAGUAUGCAAGCGACCAAUCGUGCAUUAUUGAAGUUAGCGACAGCAACACACGGUCGAUUUCAUCGCCCAACUUUGCGACCGAAGAGUUAUUUGACGUUCUGAUUGUCAAUGGCAUUGAGUACAGCGGAAGCCAUGGUCCCAACGGGAUUGUGCCGCAAGGAACUAUUCGGUGGUCCUCAGAUUCAACGGAACAGAGCAGUGGAUGGAUGAUAUGUUUGGUCGAGGCUGCAAGCAGCCAAGCUGCUUGGAAUGUGUCCUCGGGCUCGUGUACGAUUGAUGCAAACUGUGUCCAAAGUCCUGGAUAUCCAGCAGAAUAUGUGGGAGACCAAACAUGCAAAAUCGAGGUUGCUGAUGACAACGUAAAGGAAAUGUCAGUGAUACAUUUCUCGACUGAAUUCAACUCUGACAUCUUGAUUGUGAAUGACGCCAACUACAGUGGCACUAGCGGUCCGCAAGGGCAGGUGCCACAUGGGACGAUUUGGUGGUUGUCAGACGCAGUAAACCAUGAUCUUGGAUGGAGGAUAUGCUUGAUCGACCCAACAUGGACAAUCCUAUCUGGUUCUUGCACCACGGAUGGCAAAUGUAUCCAAAGUCCCGGGUAUCCUCAAAACUACCCUGCUGAGGAAGGUUGUGCGAUACAGGUUGCUGCUAGCAACACCGACCCUCUCGUAGCGCAGGCCUUCUCAACUGAAGAAGACUGGGACCUCCUGGUCGUCAAUGGCAACUUGUACAGCGGUACCAGAAGCCCGGACGGUGAAGUUCCACAAGGAACGGUGUCUUGGCAACCUGAUUCUUCGAUCAAUGCGGCUGGGUGGCGUCUUUGCCUGACACAGACAACAACGACCACAACGAUUGCGGCCCUUUCCGAACUCUGCCAGCACCAUUUAGAACGCAUAUUGGUCUCCAAUGACCGUGGGAUCCGACAAAUCAAGUUCUUCUACUCUGACCAGACAUGGUUGCUUCUGGGCACUGACUUGCUUGAAUCUGAGGCGUUUCCUUUCAUGCCGGGGGAAGAGCUCUUGGAAAUCCGUGGCGCAGCAGAUGGGGCCGGACAGCUGAUGGAUCUCCAAUUCAUCACCAGCGCUAGGGUGUCUCCAUAUUGGUCAGGUUCCGCCUACCUUGAUUAUGCCGUUGAAAGCCCCGUCAGGGUCAUUUGGAAAGCAUCUUUUGGCAUGAGUAUCAUGGGGGCAAUGCAGCCAAAUGAGAUGAAACCAUUGGUGCAGAUUCAAGAUAUCGUUGAAUGUCCCGUGUCCACAGCAACCACCACCACCACCUCCCAGGCGUGGCAAGUCACUUCAGGCCCUUGUGUCGAGGAAACAGGCGGUUGCAUCUCCAGCCCCGGCUAUCCAUCCAGCUACGGUAACCGCCAGGCAUGCUCCAUUGAAGUUAUGGACUCCCAGAGCAUAUUACAUGUCUCCCACUUUGACACAGAUCCGUACGAUAGUCUUGUAGUUGCCGGCGUGGGGUACAGUGGUACGCGAGGGCCACACUCCAUGCUGCCAGGGAAGCAAAUACUUUGGAGUUCCGACGCGGCACUGGUGAAAGCAGGCUGGCAAAUAUGUCUUCGCCCCUUUGCCGCGGUGACAAAGGAGACUUCCUAUGCUGGCUGCAACUUUGAAGAUGGCCUAUGCAUGUGGUCAGUCGAGGCAACCAGCACAUCCUGGCAGCACGUCAACGCUUCCAGUUUACCAGACGGCUUGGAAGUUGCAGCUUUUGCAGGGUCUGGAUUUGCAGCUGUGCAAGAGUCCGCAUCCCAGCUGAUGAGUGUGACUUUCGUGUCUGCCGUGGACUGGCCGCUGCGAUUUGCGUACAGCACUGGGCCCAACACAACCUUACACCUCCAGUAUCAGACUGACGAGUGGCAAGGCAUUUGGUCGUCGUCGGGUGCAAAUGGGUGGAACACCACCAGCCUUUGGAUUCCAGCAUCGGCCAGAGCUUUGAGGUUCUUGACCGACAUGCGUGAUGAAGACGGUUUCGCUGCCAUUGAUGAGGUUGUCCAGACAGAAAUGUGUGGUAACUUCAGAUGCCCAUAUGGCUACGUCAACCGCGCUGAUACCGCAAACAGUGUUGCAGACAAUGCGGACCUUUGCUGUCAAGGAGAGAGCGUCUGGACAGUUGUGACCCACAGAGGGUUCAUCAAAAGCACAAGCGGCAAAUGCUUGAGCCCAGCUGGUUGGCCAGGAACUGUAGAAAAUUCGCCUGUGACACUUGGCCUUUGCGAUUUCAGCACCAACACUGACCAAAUCUGGGAGAUGAAUUCCGCAGGUGCUAUAAGAAACUUGUUGAGUGGCCAGUGCCUAGAUACAAAGAACAGCAGCCAUGCGAUUCUACGUGAACUGUUAAUUACGCGCAAAUGCUCAGCACAGAAUGUUGUCUGGACAUAUCACGCAGGAAAUGCUUCCCUGCAAGGUGGAGGACGUUGCCAGCAAGCUACCCUUGGAGGGAAGGAGAGUGAGGUGGCUCCAGCACAAUGCAAUGGUAGCAACCCUGCUCAGCAUUGGCAGUUUGUGUCAGCUGCUGUCAGCUGCAACUUUGAAGAUGGCCUAUGCAUGUGGUCAGUCGAGUCAACCAGCACAUCCUGGCGGCACGUCCACGCUUCCAGUUUACCAGACGGUUUGGAAGUUGCAGCUUUUGCAGGGUCUGGAUUUGCUGCUGCGCAAGAGUCCGCAUCCCAGCUGAUGAGUGUGACUUUCGUGUCUGCCGUGGACUGGCCGCUGCGAUUUGCGUACAGCACUGGGCCCAACACAACCUUACACCUCCAGUAUCAGACUGACGAGUGGCAAGGCAUUUGGUCGUCGUCGGGUGCAAAUGGGUGGAACACCACCAGCCUUUGGAUUCCAGCAUCGGCCAGAGCUUUGAGGUUCUUGACCGACAUGCGUGAUGAAGACGGUUUCGCUGCCAUUGAUGAGGUUGUCCAGACAGAAAUGUGUGGUAACUUCAGAUGCCCAUAUGGCUACGUCAACCGCGCUGAUACCGCAAACAGUGUUGCAGACAAUGUGGACCUUUGCUGUCAAGGAGAGAGCGCCAACUGGACAGAAGCAUGGGGGAACAAUCCUCCACAGGUUUUACAACACAGCGCAGCGUUGGAUGGAGAUGCAAAUGUCUGGGUUUAUGGGGGCAAGAUAGAGCAUCUGGAUAGGAGAGGAUCUGACUACCGUGUAUCUGCAAAUCUGUGGAAACUUGACCUCAAGAGCAGUGUUUGGACCUUGUUCUCUGUUGGCCCACAGGGCCGCGCCAAGCACCGGGCAGCUCUCAGCGGGAGCCUCAUGCUUGUCCAUGGCGGAGAGCAUGAAGGCUCAGUGCGAUAUCCAGCCGAGGUACUGCAGUAUGACAUACAGAGCAACCUUUGGACCACAAUUGCGCCACGCAUUGCCCCUUCCGGCCGCGAGGACCACAGUGCAGUAAUCGACGAAAUCGGUCGAUUGUGGGUUUAUGGCGGAUGUGCGACCAAGAGUGAUGACUGGCUUGAGUUUUCGCUGCAACCCCAAGCGCUGUAUGACCUGGUUUUCGAUGAUCUUUGGCAUCUGGAUGGGGCUGCCUGGACGCAGGUGACCAACGCCGUUAGCCGUAGCGGCCCUGUGCCACGCUGCGGCCAUGCAACGUGGGUGGCCUCCAACCGCAUGUGGAUCUAUGGGGGCCGAACCGGGCAAAACAGCUUCAAGUCUGACUUGUGGUUCCUCGACUGGACAUCGUUGCUCUGGACCGAACUGGAUCAUGGCAACGGUGGCAACGCGGCUCCCGGCGGUUUCGCACCUCCUCCCCUCAUGAACUACGCUGCGGUGGCAGCCGACAGCCGGCUGUGGCUGUGGGGUGGAGGGGCACGCGGCAAAGCUUUUCCUUGGAUGCCAAACCUGGACCUAUGGUGCCUUGACUUGGAGGCGCGGACAUGGAAGUUGAUUCCUCAGUCUGCAGCCACGAACAAGCUGUACAUAGCUCAAGAGCAUGCUAUGGUGAUGGACAGGCUUGGUCGCUUGUGGACAGUGGGGGGUGCUAAUGCGACGGACGAUCCAUAUUCUUUGCGUGUAAGCUCCUGGGAGGAGCAUCAGACUGUGCGCGCAGUGUUCUCCAUUGCCACAAGGCCAGUGCCAGACUGCCCAGUUGGCUUUUAUGCUCCCCUGGAGGAAGUGGUAGUUGAUGGCAUGGGUUGCGCACCUUGUCCGCGGGGUACAUGGAGCAGCCGCAGUGGUGCCAUUGGUGAUGCAUACUGCACGCACUGCCUUGAGGGCAUCACCACAGCCACACCUGGAGCUACCAGCGCCGAGCAGUGCAUCACCCCGGACCCUGGCCAGAAGCAGACCUGCCUCGCCGGGAAGAUUUGCGUGGGCACCUUCACCGGAUCUGGGCUGUCAGAUGGAUUUCUUCUGCUUAUCUCAAGUGUGAAUUGCACCAUGCCGAAGGUAUUCACUCCCGGACUUCCGUUGCGUGGCGUUUCGCUGCCUUCCAGAGCGCAGGGUCGCCAAUUCCAAUGGGGCGACUCCCCUGGCGAUUUUGUGCCAGAAGGUGGCAUCUACAACUUGUGCUUCUGUGCCAAGGUAGAUGCAACAAACUGCCUCAGUUUGGAUGCAGACUUUGGAGUCACUGUGGGCGAGUUGCGAGUUCUUGGGCCGACCCCGUCUUUGCAAGGAAGCUUCACAUGCGUGCGGGGCCAGUUAUGUGAUGGCCUUGGGCCAAUUUUGGGAGUUGGUUUCUCUGCUACGGAUCAAAUCAUUGCACAGAGCACGCGCUGUGGCACAGUUGGAAGGAACUACGCCAGGGCCAUCGCUAGGCUUGAUGGAGCAAGCUUCGUGCUGGAUUUUGGUCUUCUGAAUUUGGAUGCUGAUGCUGUUGGAAUUUUUAUAUGCUGGUGUGCCAUGGCCGACUCAAGCUGCCAGCUCGAAGAGUUCAACGUAGAAGCUGGCCGCUUGCGCGUGGAAGGACCUUUCGCCGGGCAAGAAGUGCGAUGUGAUACGGGCCAAUUCUGCCAGCUCGCGGUCUUCGGCGUGAAUUUGCUGCAUGAAGACCGCCUUCAAAUUCUGAGCGAGUGUGGGGGCACUGCCCUGCCUGGAUUCCCCAGCCUUGGCAUGUUGGCUAUGUCGGAAUCGGGCGGCCAGGGCGAGGUUUUCUCUUUCAUCGAGAAUCAGAGAGUGCUGGCAUCUCCUGGCUUGUACCGGCUGUGCUAUUGCCGAGGAGCUUGCAGUUCUCCAUCCAGCUUCGCCGCGGAAGUUGGCUUCCUUUCUUUGGCUGGGCCUUUGAGGGCCACAACGGUCUGCCGUGCGGGGGAAGCUUGCAAGCUUGCACUGGUCGGUUUUGCCAUUUCCUCCGGCGACAAGCUUCAAAUCCACAGCGCCAGCUGUGGCGAUGACGUGGUGCGAUUCCCAGCCCUGCAAGGCUCCACAUUUCAGGUUGUAGAGGUCGUAGACGGUGAUGGCUUUGAGACGGAUUUGGGCCAGCUACCUGCAAAUGCAGUGUUGGGCUCAUUUCAAAUCUGCUGGUGCCCCAUGGAAAGCUGCAGCCGGUCCAUGUUUGCGGAAGCAGGAGAGCUGCAGAUCCACUGUCCACGGGGUUACUUCGUGGAAAAGACGUCUAUGACCUGUGGCUUAUGCCCUCGUGGCUUUUACUGCGGCGGAGGCGAUAUUGACACGGCAGUUCGUGUACAAUGCCCUUUGUACACCACCACGAAUCUACCUGGUCAGGCUGCCGGCAGUGCCUGUGAGUGUUCUAGGGGAGCUUUUUUGGAUCGUGACCUUUGUGUGCCAUGUGCGCUGGGCUUCUACAAGGAGAACAUCUCAAAUGAGGAGGGCUGCACUGCGUGUCCAGCGAGCCAAACCACGUUCCAGCAAGGGUCCAUGUCCAACACCUCCUGCAUUACCCCCUCGCAAAAUGGCACCGGAGCGCAAAGCACCUUUGAAGCUCCGGCGGCCAUUUUUGAAAUGAUCCUGGAAAACCUGCCAGAGGCGAAUUCGACUUCGACUCUAAACGAGCUUAGGACACUGCUGCGUCAAAAGUUUGCAGACAAGGCUGGGAUCGAAGGCAGCGCAGUUGAAAUCCUUUUCGGGCAAGCUGGCACGCAGCGACGGCUGUCGAAUCUCAAGGUCGACGUUGCGCUGAAGUUUUACAGGCAGGCUGAUGCCGCGUUUGCUUUGGAUUUUGUGUCAGUGAGCGAGAUUGCAGAGACUCUGGCAACUAGCACCACGUUUUCGGGCGUCAGCUUGACCAGCUCAGGCUCCCGCUUGUCGUCCUUGAGGAUUGAGUGCGGCCCAAAUCAGGCGAUUCCGCCGGGCGUUUCGGUGCUUUCGGCCCAGGAUUGCCAGUGCAAGCCUGGUUAUGGCUACUUGGCUGAGACUUCAGGGUGUUCUGCGUGCAACGCAGGGGAGUACAAGGCCGAUGUCGGCAACAGGCUUUGUGAGAAAUGCCCGCCGCUGCAGUCGACACCUACAUCAGGCAGUGCCUCGGUGGAUGAUUGCGUAUGUGAGGCUGGUCGCUAUGCAAGUGCCCCUGGACAGUGUGCGGCAUGUCCAGAAGGUUUCUUUUGUCCUGGCACGGGGCAAAAGCUGCCUUGCCACAACAACUCCGUCACUCUGAGGAGCCAAGCAACAUCCCAAGAAGAAUGCGUGUGCAACCCUGGCUACAGUCAGAACACGUCGAACUUCCUUUGUUCUCCAUGCCCACGCGGCUUCUACAAGUCAAACGCUGGAGAUGAUGCCUGUCAGCAGCGGUGCCCAUCCAACGCGGACUCUGAGCCUGCAGCCACCGGCCCCACGGCCUGCUUUUGCCUCCAAGACCACCACGCAGUAGGCAGCGGUCUGGGCAUGGCCGGCGCUUUGGAGGCGUGCGAGUUUUGCAAUUACCGGGGCCUUCGCUGCCUCGGCGGCUUCGAGGGGAACCAGACUCACCAGCAGCCCACAGCUGAGCCAGGCUUUUUCCAGACGGGGGAGCGAACAGCUGUGGACUGCGAAGUGGCAAUGGAGAACGGCUCCAGCGUUUGUUUGGGACAUAAUUUGUGCGCAGACGGGUCCACUGGCCUCCUGUGCAGUGAAUGCCCUCUGGGCUUUGCUCGCAAUCAAUUUCCAGAGCAAUGUGAAGAAUGCCCCCAAAAUGAAGUGGAUGCAAGCCUUUUGAUGACAUUGGCCAUCAUUUUAGAUGUCUCUCAAAAGUCGAUAUUGGGUGUCGUGACUACCUCGCUUGCAGCAAAGGCAGCAAUUGCCAACAACCACGGGCUGCAUUCUAGCAUGAUCCGGAUCGGGAGCCAAUGGUUCACAGCAUGCUCGGUCAUUGUCCAGUUCAGAAUCAGCUUGCUCGAGGCAUUUCGCUUCACCCAGCGGCAAGCUGAGCUGGAGCACAAGGCGACCUGCAAAUCGGCCGGGAACUGCGAUGAGCCUCCGCCUCCAGAGAUUUAUGCCUGGCCAGAAGAGGCCACAGACGCACUCGCAUUGCUUUUGUCGCCUCUGGACAUCGCGUCUCGAGUGGCACCUGUGAAUUUUGCAGUGUCUUGCUGGGCAGAACAGGCUUUCCCUGGAUCCAGGGUGAAAAUCUUGGCUCCAGGUAUAUAUUUCAUGCUUCUGCCAUUGCUGUGUGGACUGGGCAGCUUCGUUCUUUGUGGGCUCCUGGUCUUUGUUGUGGUGCCGCUUGGAGACAAGUGCGGGGUGGUCUUCAACCAAGCCGCUCAGCAGCGCUUAGCCGCGAUCAGGGAUCUGAGGAAGGCCCUCGCUCCGCAGCUGGAGAUCUUGCAGCUGAACUUCGAAGAUUUGCCCUUGCUCGACGUGCCCUUGGAGGUGCUGCGUGCCUGCGGGGCGCCAGCUCCAAUGAGCUACGAGGAGUUGCUCGAGGCUCUCCGACCUGAGCCCGAAGAUAGCUGCUGCAUAGAACUUGAGGAGACUUCUGAUGAGAAGUGGUUUGAGGAGUUGGUCUUUCAGAAGCUGCAGGCUACCCCAAGCAAGACACAGCUUGCGGCUUAUGCUGUGACGAUGAAUCUGCUGCCCAUGGACCGUCCCUAUGGUGGCCCAUCGGAUUUGGAGGCUUUGGAUUUCUCGCUUUUCACAAAGUCCCCAAGCCUGGGGAAGCUGCUGGUGCAAAGCCUGCCAGUGCUUUGGGUCACGUCCAUCAACAUAUGGCCUCGGCUCCUGACUGAGUUCUUGCAGCUGAUCUGGUGUAAGGGAAUUGCUCAGGACGAGACGGUCGUCCAGCGCCUGUUCCCAGAUCCGGAAGUGGUUUGCUGGUCUGCAGGCCACGCGCUGAUCGCAGGCUUAGCUGUGCUUGGCCUCAUCGUUUGGUGCAUCGGGCUUCCGCUGCUCUUGUACCUGAGGCUUCUGUGCCAUGAUCGGUUUGCGGCCGAUGUCUACAGAAGAUUCGGCUACUUCAUAGAAGGGCUUGAGCCUCAAUGGUGGUGGUGGGACAUUGUGGUCAAGCGUGCGGAUAUUGCUUGCAUGAUGCUUGUAACAUACACAUCGUUCACGGAUGACGACAAAGUCAAACUGCUCGUCUAUCCUUUCUUGUCUGCGGUGCAGCUUUUUCUGAGCUUGUGGUGCAAACCGUUUCUGAAUAGCCAGGCGGAGAUUCUAGACAUGUUGGAGCUUUGCCUGUUAUCAUCUCGAUGCUUUUUCUUUUAUGCAAUUUCCAUCAUCCUGCUCUUCAACCCCGACGCUGUGCUAUGUUGGAUCAUCGCCGGCUUUGUGAUUGCCAUUUUUGGGGCCAUGGCAUUGUAUCUUCUGGCCCACAUCGCAGCUCAGAUGCUGCGCAAGGCCCGCGAGGAUCAAGCAGAGAGCUCGGGCAACUUGCAAGCCCCAGACAGGCUUGUGAGCUUGCAUGGGGCGAUCUACCUCGCCCAGAAGCUCCAGCGCUUUGUUGUCUCGCACACAGUGAGCCGGUUGCUCCCCCUGUUCCAAGAUGACACGCCUUGCACCUUGAAGUGGAGAUCGAAGGACAAGAAGCUUUUGUUCGAGUUUGAGGAGAAAUCGGGCUCUCUGCGCGCCAAAAUCCGGCGACGGUCCCUACGCUUUGGACGCUUUUUCCAGAAACGCUCAGUGAUCACAGGCAUUGAGGACUUCGCUACACUUUGGCUGCACACUUGGAAGCGAAGCGAUCUGAUGAACCCUAUGGAGAUCCUGUGCGUGCUGGCUGCAUCCGGAAAGGGGUUCAAGAACCAGCAAGGAGCACAGGAGCAAUGGAAGCAGCGUGCAGCUUGCGUGCAAGAGGAGCUCACUCUUUCGCCAGAUGACAUCACUGCAACAAUGCAGAAGCUUGCAACCAUGGAGAAAGUGCAUGCUCAAGAUUUGGUUGACUACGUACUUUCACAAACGAGAACAGCUGAGGCAUUGAAGUGCUUUGAAGAAGCUGCAGCACCUGAGACAGAAGGAUUUGAUUCGGAAGAACCAGACGUUGAUGUAGAGGUUGUCUUUUGAUGAGCAACUUCAAUGCAUGUGUGACGGCCAUUGCAUGAUUUUGGCCUAUGCUGUUAUUGUUAUCACGGAGUUUUUUGCGGCCGCAUAGGCCGUUCUAAGCUGCACAUACAACGGAACCAUAGAUGGAACCGGAAUAGAUUUGAACUGGCAAAGCCAGAGCUUCAUUUAUGCCUGCGCCGUAUAUCAGCGAA
Molecule: messenger RNA, 10773 nt
Organism: Effrenium voratum
Lineage: Eukaryota; Dinophyceae; Suessiales; Symbiodiniaceae
Source: the annotation of a GenBank genome assembly